CCCCUCCUCGCCAGAGCCACCGCGCCCCCAACAUGCCGCAUCACCACCCAAGGCGGCGGCUUCCUCGCCGCGCGAAUGCUCUCUUCGACGACCGUCAGGGCGAACAAGGGUCCCGUCGAGACGACCAAGGAGUCGCUGCAUAAGGCGGACCGGACUAUUUCGGAUACGGUGCUGAAGGGCAUGGAUAAGGGUCAGGGUCUGAAAGACCAGGCGCAGGGCAAGGCAGAGGGACUCAAGAACCAGGCGUCGGGCAAGGCAGAGGGACUGAAGAGCCAGGCGUCGGGCAAGACAGAGGGCCUGGCGGGCCAGGCGCAGAGCAAGGCCGGAGAACUGAAGAACCAGGCGCAGGGGAAGGCGGAGGAACUGAGCGGCAAGGUCAAGGGAGAGGCGAGUGAGCUU
This is a messenger RNA of Aspergillus campestris IBT 28561, 399 nucleotides long. Its product is annotated as LEA domain protein. The annotation marks the transcript as partial. NCBI's taxonomy places the organism in Eukaryota, Fungi, Ascomycota, Eurotiomycetes, Eurotiales, Aspergillaceae. The record is from RefSeq and is a predicted model, not a curated record. The transcript is spliced from 2 exons.